CUCUAUUAAAGAGCUGGACUUUCCUCAGCACAAUACAACUGCACUACAAUCAUGGCUGCUACACGAGUGAUUCUUACACUGCUUCUUUCUCUCUUCUGUGUUUCCCUGGCUUCGUCCGAUUUAAAGAUUGAUGAAGGAAAAAAACAUCACAGCGAGGCAUUUCGUGUGUUUUCCAGAGGCACAGACAGAAAUCUCAUGCAGGAUACGGCGCCAAAAAUGAUCACGAAAUACUUGGACACUGGUGCUCCUGCUCCGGCUCUGGCUCCGGUUCCGCCUCCAGCUCCGACCCCAGCUCACGGCAUCGACUGUGGUGGGCUGUGCAAGUACAGGUGCAGCCAGCACUCCAGGCAAAAUUUGUGUAUAAGGGCAUGUGGGACUUGUUGUGUGAGGUGCAAGUGUGUGCCACCAGGAACCUCCGGCAAUAGAGAGAUGUGUGGAAAAUGUUAUACUGAUAUGACCACCCAUCGCAACAAGACCAAGUGUCCUUAGGCCAAGUAUUUAGAUUGAAACUCUUUUGGGUGUGUUUGUCUUUAUCUAUGUUAGAACAAAUGGGCGUGUUUGGUUCGAUCUUAUAAUAUUGGGCAAUAUUGAAAAAUUAAAAAUUUCGUAUUGUCUCUAAUUCAGUACUAAAUAUCAAGUAUGGAUAGUUUUAUAUAAUUAUCUAUCAAGUCAUUUGUGGUAAAUAAAUCUAUUCCUUUUCUACUUUA
Molecule: messenger RNA, 707 nt
Organism: Olea europaea var. sylvestris
Lineage: Eukaryota; Viridiplantae; Streptophyta; Magnoliopsida; Lamiales; Oleaceae
Product: gibberellin-regulated protein 14-like
Exons: 4
Coding region: 52-489 (145 amino acids)
Source: RefSeq, a predicted model, not a curated record